CUGUGUGUGUGUAUAACUACGAUCAUAAACAUGUUGAAUAUGUCAUGGCCUGCCUAACAUUUUCUCAAAAGCUAUCAGUAGCUAGCUGAACUAUCAUAUUUCAUCACCGUGGCUUCAAACCCAAACAAGGCAAAUCAACUGGUAGAAUCCCAUGCAAAGAGCAGUGAGCAUAUAUUCCCAAAGGAUAGCCUUGAAAGAACGAUAUCCGAUGUCACGUCGGGACUAGACCAACAGGGCAUGGAAGACAUCUGGGAGGUGAAGAAAGCCAAGUGCGAGUGUUGCGGAAUGUCAGAGGAGUGCAGCGAAGAGUACAUAAAGGGCGCGCGCCACAGGUUCUGGGGGAAAUUCAUAUGCGGCUUGUGUGGUGAAGCUGUGAACGAAACGACGCAGAAGAAUGGUGGAAAGGGAAAGGAAGCACUGGAAGAGCACAUGAAUGAGUGCGUCAAGUUCAACAAGAUUGGCAGGUCUUAUCCUGCGCUGUACCAGGCCGAGGCCAUCAAGGAGAUCUUGAAGAAAGCAUCAAGAAGCAGAUCAGCCAGGUCUGUGACUCCCUCUGAUGAGGUUGGUCUUAACAAGAGUGACACGAUCCUCAGGAGCUCCAGCUGUAUUCCUGCAAUCACUCGAGGCACCAUCAACAACGUCGCGUCUUGAUCGACUAGCUAGGUUUCACACCACACCAUGUUAAUUAUCUUGUUCUCUCACUACUGCUAGUUACUUGUCAAAAUUAAUUUAUUACGUUCCUGUUUCAAUUGUAAUUAGAUGUGAUAAGCUCUUCAUGGCUAAAUGGCAUGAUUUUUUAUAACUAGUAUUUUAUCGAAAUUUAAGGGUAAUUGUACAGCUGUUUCUUUUGCGCGUUUAUAUCUAUGACGGGGAAA
Prosopis cineraria is the source of this 875-nucleotide messenger RNA. RefSeq lists its product as uncharacterized. The transcript has a single exon. The record is from RefSeq and is a predicted model, not a curated record. Bases 238 to 651 code for a protein of 137 amino acids. Lineage: Eukaryota; Viridiplantae; Streptophyta; Magnoliopsida; Fabales; Fabaceae.